AAUCGAACGUCGAACACUUUUUCGCGUUCUUUUCCAUUUCCAUCCCAUCAUUUGCAUUUCCAACUUGUGUAGAUGUGAUACAUUUCAGAUACUGUAACUUAAUAUUUGCGCUAAAGCAAUUUUUGUCAUUCAAUUUUUGUGAAAUCCACAGAAACUAUUGUUCCAGUCCAUAUCUCACGCUUUUCUGAUUUCGUGAUUGGAUUAUCUUGAGUUGUGUGCCAAGAAGGACUCUGUUUACCAAGAUUGAGGUUGUGCAGCAGUUUUCACCCCACUAACAUCAACAGAGGACAGUGCACCGUAUUAUGAUAGCAUAUGGCUCCCAAAGCUGAGGAAAUACUGAGUGGCUUCCAAGUUAAUUGGAUGAAUCUCCGAGAUGCCGACACUGGUAAAAUUUUAUGGCAAGGCAACGAAGAUUUAUCAGUUCCAGACAAAGAACACGAGGCCAGGGUGCCAAAGAAAAUCUUGAAGUGCAGAGCGGUCUCCAGAGAGAUUAACUUCUCAUCAAUUGAGCCAAUGGAGAAACUGAGACUCCAGCAGAAGCUCUUAUUUAAAGGCCGCUGUUUGGAGGAGUGGUAUUUUGAGUUUGGAUUUGUCAUCCCGAACUCAACCAAUACCUGGCAAUCACUAAUUGAAGCUGCACCUGAAUCUCAAAUGAUGCCUGCCAACGUCCUGAAUGGAAAUGUUGUCAUUGAGACGCACUUUUAUGAUGAUGACCUCCUCAUAUCUUCCUCCAGGGUUCGCCUUUUCUAUGUGUGAGCACUCCGCUGAAUCUCAAAGCACCAGGCAGCACACUCAAUAAAUUGCUGCAGUCACACAGUACGAAUUUUAUGUAAGCUCUCUGCUUAAGAAGCACACAGCAUCUGGUCUGGGAGAGUGAGAUCCAGAGUUCCUAGUCAUUCCUUUUUUAUUGUAUUUAUUCCUUUAUUUAUAAAAAUCAACAGGCAUCAUCCCAAAUUUAAAAUGAACAAGGUAAAAAUGAAUAAGAGAAAAUUGAAGAAACAGUCCUUUGCAACGCUAGGGACCAGACAAGAGAAUCUAAAAAUUAAAUAAAAUUAAUGACUAACAAUGAGAGUAGACUUAAAAUCCAGAAGGAUACUCAAGACAACCUUCACUAUAAUGCAAUCUCAAUUAAUUAAUCACAACAUCAUUUAAUUUUUAUCACAAAAAUGUGGGAUUUUUUGCGAUCUUUACUUUUUUCUCAACAACUCAUAAAAACUGAUAAAUAAUUGAAUAUAACGUAAGUACCAUUCAAGCAGCUCCUACCUGAAUCAACUCAGUUACAUCUCAUGCUGUCUAAUUUUUGCUUUCAUGUUUUAUUUUAUCACAAAAAAACCAAGCAAUAUUCACUUUAUAAUUUUAUGAAUGCAUUCUUUAUAAUUCAAGAGAAGAGAAAGUCUCAAGGCGUUUUUUUGCUCAGUUUUCCUGUAACUCAGUGAAAAAUGGGAGGACAUUAGGUAAGGCGAAAUGGAUUUGGAUUGAUUCUAAUCAGGUCCGCUUGUUGAUUACGAGUGAUUCAAACAAAAUUUGUUUUGCAGACCACUUAAAAAUAGUUUUUAAUUUUCUCAGACAACACGCAAAUUAGAACUCACGAUUCCAUUCUAGUUUAAGAAUUUACAAUCCUCGGUCAUCACAACAGUCAGCCUUCACUUUGACCAACCUUUUUUUCCUAGUCGCAGCUAUUUUUAAAUCUUAGAAAUCAACCAAUUAUUUUGCUACGUUUUGUUUCUUUCUCUGCCCUCUUAGCUUCUAUUUGUAUCUUGUUAAUUGUUGAUUUCGUUUGGUAGAAAUUCCUCUUAUUUUGACAUUAUGAUUUAUAGUCAUUUAAGUAUGGUUCUAACAAAUGCUAGAUUGAAAACUGAUAAAUCAGUUUUCCACUCAAUCUUUAGGAAACGAAAAGCUUCAUUUUGAUGUAAAGCACCCAAAAAAAUAUCACACGUCGAACCUCUUGAUGAGUAUUUACUAUUGUGUAUGCAAUGCGCAUCACAGUGAAAGAAAAAGUCACCCAGGAUCCGUGGAGCAUAUUCAGAAAGGGAGAGUAUUUUUGUAUUUGUGUUUUAAAUUUUUGAUAACAUUCCGCUUUCCUAUCUAUUGUGGGUCAAUGCUGAACACUAAAUUAUUAAAAUUGUCAGGAAUAGACCUGAAACAUUAUAGUUAAUUUCAGAUUCUAUUUUUUUAUUCAAUUUUUACUCUAAAAAAAAAUAUAUACGUAUAUAUAUUUUGCGGCAAAAGAUCUCGCAAUUUUAACGAUUUAUUGUAAAAUGAAAUAUCUUACUGAAUGAAUGUGCUGAAACUUUCUUGACACACAUCGUAAAUUAUUGAUAAUCGCAAAGGAAGAUGAGCAUUAACACGGUGCAUUUAUUUUAUUGUUUUUGUGACAGUCUGUGUUUAGAUAUUUCACGCAGUUGUUUUGUAUUUUUCAAUUUACUGCACUGUCUUGUUCACUGAAUUAUAUUGUUCUUGUUGUAGAAAUAAAAAACUGUGUUCAAUUUGAA
Bemisia tabaci is the source of this 2492-nucleotide messenger RNA. RefSeq names its product Prenyl-binding protein (gene PrBP). NCBI's taxonomy places the organism in Eukaryota, Metazoa, Arthropoda, Insecta, Hemiptera, Aleyrodidae. The record is from RefSeq and is a predicted model, not a curated record. Gene Ontology annotation, biological process: sensory perception of light stimulus. Gene Ontology annotation, cellular component: cytoplasm.